This is a messenger RNA of Ostrinia nubilalis (European corn borer), 577 nucleotides long. RefSeq lists its product as uncharacterized. Gene Ontology annotation, biological process: mitochondrial respirasome assembly; mitochondrial electron transport, cytochrome c to oxygen; regulation of oxidative phosphorylation. Bases 86 to 481 code for a protein of 131 amino acids. The transcript is spliced from 3 exons. Lineage: Eukaryota; Metazoa; Arthropoda; Insecta; Lepidoptera; Crambidae. The record is from RefSeq and is a predicted model, not a curated record.
AUUGAUAAAAAAAGAGUACUUGUUUCGUAACAGCUCGAUUUGCUGAAACUACUGUGCGAUCCGAAAAUUUAACAAAUCUCCCAAAAUGUAUCAUCAACUCGGCAAAAUCUCGGGUAGGCUGGUAGCUGCGAGCCACCUGCAAUCGCCACUGUUCCCAAUUGCACCAAUUGCUUUGCAACGAGUGGAGGUUCCGCAGAUCCAGUACACCACAGCACAGUUGUCGACUGUGACGGAAGCCAGCGCAUGCCCCGCCCCCGGCAAGAGGAGACUGAUUCCUGGCACCAACCAGCCCUACCCGCCCGUGCCCGAGGCCAUCCGUAAACGCCAGGAGCAGUUCCAGACUGAUGAUGACGUUCCUGUAUUCCUGAAGGGAGGUCCUUUCGACGGUAUCCUGUACCGCUUCACAAUGGCCCUUUGCAUUGCUGGUAUCAUUGGUGUGGCUCACACCAUCUACAUCCACGCUGUACCCAAGAAAGAAUAAAUGCACUGACCUAUUAAAAGAAUUAUGUAUUAGUGGCCUGUGUUAUUAUAAGUUAUAAAAGCACUGUCAUUAGUGAAAAUAAAAACGUGAAAAUCA